Tetranychus urticae (two-spotted spider mite) is the source of this 2911-nucleotide messenger RNA. Its product is annotated as A disintegrin and metalloproteinase with thrombospondin motifs adt-1-like. Gene Ontology annotation, molecular function: metalloendopeptidase activity. Gene Ontology annotation, biological process: extracellular matrix organization; proteolysis. Gene Ontology annotation, cellular component: extracellular matrix. The record is from RefSeq and is a predicted model, not a curated record. NCBI's taxonomy places the organism in Eukaryota, Metazoa, Arthropoda, Arachnida, Trombidiformes, Tetranychidae.
AAUCCGUUCAAAAUCAAUAUUUGUGUUCAACUGGUUGAAAGGUUUAACAAGCGUUUUACCUCGUUUGGUCUUUCAUUUGUAAAACAAGCCAAUCCAUCAUUUCAGAUUAACAAUGGAUUCUUCAAAAUAAAGUAUUCAACCUACAAUUGGAUUUACCUUUGUGAUACAAUUUUUAGUCAAUUAACUGGAUAUCAAUUGUAUUUAUCAUCUAAUCAUUUAUUUUUCAUUCUACUACUUUUCUCGACUCAUUCAUCAAUAAUAACAAGCUCAAUUAAUAAUGUUCAUCUCGAGUCAAUUCAUUUGCCAUCAUCAAAAUGGACAUCCAAAGCCAACUCUACUCAUCAAAAUGAUUAUCUAAUUGAUUGGAAUCCAUCAAAUGAUGUAGACAACAUUAAAGCUAAUAAUAAAUCACUGGAAGUAGACUAUUGUGAUUACGCAUUUAUGAAUGAAGAAGACAGGAAAAAGGCGUUUCAAGAAUAUUUGAUGAUAAAUGAAACAUCCAACGAGAUUAAUAGGCCUAAACGAUCAUUAGCCAAAAUAUAUACCAUUGAGACAGCCAUUUUUGUCGAUUCAAGUUUAGCUCAAAAGUAUGACGGACACUUGGAUGAUCUUCAGCGUCUCAUCAUGUCAAUCAUGAAUGAAGUCCAAUUGAUUUAUGAAUAUUCAUCAAUGGAAACAAGAAUUCAAAUUGUUAUAACAAAACUAGAGAUUUUAAGAAAUGAAGGACCUGAUGAUGCCGAAGGUGAUAUUGAUCAGUAUUUAGACAAUUUUUGUCUUUGGCAAGCGAAACUUCAUCGAGCUGAGAAUUGGGCUCAACGUUGGGAUCACGCUUUAAUGUUAACCGGACUUGAUCUUUACAAAGACAUUGGCGGAGGUAAAAAAAAUAAGAAAGUUUUGGGCUUGGCUUGGGUUAAUGGUAUGUGUAAGCCAACUUAUAGUUGUACUUUGAAUGAAGGUAAAAGCUUUGAGGCUUCAUUUGUUAUUGCUCAUGAAAUGGGCCACAGCCUUGGAAUACUUCAUGAUGGCCGGAGUAACAAUUGUGAUGCUGAUAAAUUCAUCAUGUCUGAGAAAACUGGUCCAGGUAAAAUAAACUGGUCACCCUGUAGUAAUGUCUACAUCACCAAUUUUCUUUCUCGUGGCCAUGGACGUUGCUUGGAGAAUGUUGCCAUGGCAACUGGUGAGCUUGACUUUCGUCGAUUAGGUCGACUUCCUGGUGAACAAUUUCCUCCCAAUAUUCAAUGUCAAUUAGCCCUUGGAUCUCAGUAUAAGGCUUAUGUUUCUUCUAAAGAGCCUUUCAAUAACAUUUGUCGUGAACUUUGGUGUUUAUCUGGUAGUUGGGCGACUCCUGCUCAUCCUGCUCUUGAAGGAUCCCAAUGUGGUCCAGAUGAUAGACGAUGUUACCAAGGGUCAUGUUCAUCUGGACGAGUAAAGAUUCAAGAAGCUCAAGAAAGCAAUAUAAAUAAUCACUUUAACCGUUUAACAUCACUAAGUCAAUCGACAUCAUUUAAUGGUGGACAAUUAAUACCACUUAAUCGACCCUCUUCCACUCCAUGGAAUCGCCGCUGGAAUCGUAAUAGAACCGGUUUCCGACCCUUUAGACGUAAAUCAAGCAUAAAUCCAUUCUAUUCUUUACCCAAUCCUGGUCCAAUCAUUUACAAUAGACGAAGACCAUUAAUCGAUUCUAAUCAUGCAAGUCAACUAGACAGUCUGGCUGGUAUGGCCAAGUCAAGUCAAUCCAGUGAAACGAUUAGAAUGAAAAGAAAAACUGAUUCAGAUGAUAAACAAACCAUGAGAAGUAGUAAAGGCUCGAUUAAUGGCAAUCAAAGUAAACAAUCAACUAACUUCACCAAUCCUGGAAACUUUACCAACAGUCAAACUGCAAUGUUAACCGAUAACUUAUGGAUGGAAACUAUUCGUAAUCAAAUUAAAUCAUUUACUGAAGGAGCUAAAAAUUUAUUUUCAUCUCUUUUCCGAGGUUAACUAAAGAUUUCAAAUAAACUAAUGAUGGUUUUGUCAACCCUGAUGACAAUCAACUUAUGAUUCAACUCAAUUGGAUAUCCUUUAAUCAACCAAGUGGCAUUUGGAAUGAGAAUUUGCAAAUUAAAUUAAACUUGGACGUAAAUUUGGUUGGGUUUUUUAGGUAGAGAAGGAGUGAAUGGUAAUCAAUUUAAUUGCUGUUCAUUCACUUGUUAAUUAAAUCCCAUUCAAGUUUUCAUCAAAACAGAAAGAGAGUGAAAAAAGUACAAAAAAAGCUAAUAUUAACUUGCAAAUAGGCAACAUUAUAAUGAAACAAAAAAAGAGUGAAAACAAAUGAACGUAAACUGGCCUUGACUCGCUUUUCCUCCAUUGUUUUAUCGUUUCCGUUUUUAUUUUAUUCAUCAAUUUUAACAAUUAAUUUUACACUCUUUUUUUACUACUGAUUGUUGAUUUAUCCUUGAUUAAUUUAAAUCAUGAAAUAGCUGUUGAUCUUCAUCAAGUUUAUAAAUACCGAGACGGGCAAAUAUUGACUCAAUAAUUAAGAGAAGCAAGCAAAGGAAGGAGAAGCAAAAAAUCUGGAAAACUAUUGAUUCGACGAGUUGGUUUCAAUGGAAAAGAAGAAAAAGAAAAAGGAAAAAAUGAUGAAAAUUCUUGGAAACUUUUCUUUCCCAUUCUCUAUGUUCACCGAUGAUGAUAAAGGCAGCAACUAAUCAUGGCAAUCAUAAUCUUUUGAAACAUUGGAAAUGUUUUUCCAACAUCAAUUGUUGACUCAAUGGAAAUGUAGUUUAAUGAUGAAAAUCAAUGGAUAAGAUUGAAAAGUGAUUAAUGGACUAGUUAAAUGGACUAAUUGGUUGUAAUUAAUGUUGAUUGUAACGAUCCAAUUGAUCGAUAGGAAUGAAGAAAAUCUUUACUGAAUAAAUGAAUUUUGUCUCUA